Messenger RNA from Halichondria panicea, 1771 nucleotides. RefSeq lists its product as uncharacterized. NCBI's taxonomy places the organism in Eukaryota, Metazoa, Porifera, Demospongiae, Suberitida, Halichondriidae. The record is from RefSeq and is a predicted model, not a curated record. The transcript has 4 exons. The coding region runs from base 79 to 1659 and encodes 526 amino acids. Gene Ontology annotation, molecular function: zinc ion transmembrane transporter activity. Gene Ontology annotation, cellular component: membrane. Gene Ontology annotation, biological process: zinc ion transmembrane transport.
UUGUGUUGUCGCAUGCGGAAGUGUAACUAUAUCUAGCUAGGCUGUUUAGUAGACUUGACUAUCGACCAGAUUCAUGAGAUGGUGAAUAAGAUACUCCCAAGACGAUGGACACUGUGCCUAGUUCUGAUCUCCCUCUCCAGUAGAGCGGGCGGCUCCCCUCUAAACACAACCAACUGUUCAACCACUGACAACAACAGCUCCACCAACUACUCACAAUGCCUGGACCUAGAGUAUGCAUAUGACUCGUGCCCUGAUCCCUCCCUGUGCGAACCAGUCAACUCGGGGGACAACGUUAGCCUAGCGUUUGGCCUCACGAUUGCAGCUGGUCUCUCCACUACUAUAGGAGCACUACUACCGUUUGUCCCUUGUAUAAAACGUUCAAACACUCUCUACCUAGCCGCUGGACUUGCGCUAGCUGCAGGCGUGAUGUUGUAUGUAUCCUUCACCGAAAUUUGGACUAAAUCAAAGUGGUACUUUUGUUGUGCAACCCCCAACCAUUACGAUCUUGUCACUGCAGCUUGCUUCUUUGGUGGCAUUAUCAUCACUGUGUUAUUGGAUGUACUGGUGUCUCUACUGCAAAAGCUCGACUGUGGUCUAGCAUGCUGCUGCAAGAAGACGUCUGGUGAUACAGAAGGGAAGAGUUAUCGAUUCACUAAUCCUAUAAGAAGAAGAUCGAAUAAUACAAAACGCUUAACUCUUCAAACGAGUGUUUCCAGUGAUUUGUCUACUGCCAGUAAUUCAGUUGAACUACAGUCGCCGUUGGAGGAUAACCAUAGCAACCAAGUUACCCCUAGCAACGACGAUGCCGUUAGUCGUGGACCAAGUAUUGGAACGUGUACGAGCGUGUUGCCUAGCAACAACAACAACGAGCAACCUGGCGUGGAUCACUUGGAGUCUGUGUCCGUGUCAGUUCAAUCCAAUGGAGUAUCAGAGAACACUCACAAUUAUGCUGGUACAAGUGUUAACGAGUUGUUUUCCAACAGCAGUUUAUUGAGAAUGAAUGCGGUGAUCCCCGAGGUGGGCGGUAGUGACAGUGCUAUUGACGUGGGCGGUGAUGGUGUGUCUUCUGUGAGGAGUGAGGGGGCGGGGGGACUACGAGGGCUUGUGAGAAGGGCAUCUUAUACACAUGAUGAUAGCUUUGAGCCACAAGGUCCAGUGGAGUUUAAAGAGGUGACUGAGGUGUUGGGCAAGGAUGCCAAGAAGCUGCAUAGAAUGGGCAUCCUGACUGGACUGGCUAUAGCCAUCCAUAACUUCCCCGAGGGUCUAGCCACGUUUGUAGCCACUCUCUCUGACCCUUCACUGGGAGUGGCACUGUGUAUCGCCAUAGCAUUCCACAACAUUCCCGAGGGUGUGUGUGUAGCCAUGCCAGUCUACUAUGCCACUGGGAAGCGGUGGAAGGGAUUCCUCUGGGCGUUUCUAUCAGGCGUCUCUGAGCCUUUAGGAGCUCUGCUCGGUUGGCUGGUGCUCAAGAAUGUAUUUGGUCCACUUGUCUAUGGGAUAGCAUUCGGUCUCAUCUCAGGCAUGAUGGUGUUCAUAUCAAUCAAAGAAUUACUUCCCACAGCACGGAGAUUUGACACCACGGGGGGUCCCCUGGUUAACGGGUUCCUGAUCGCAGGGAUGGUUGUCAUGGCUAUCAGUCUAGUACUCUUCUUGUACUAAACUUUGACUUAACAAUUCCAUUUUUAAUACUUCUAUAAUUUAAAUGAUUAUGUCAAAAUCAUGAAUUAAUUUUUGUUUGGCUUUACAAUCACAUAAUUUGGUACAAAACACA